GAGUGUUAACAGGAAGUCUGCAUCUCAAAUUGCACCGUAGUCCCUAUAUAGGGCUCUACUUUGGACCAGAACCCACAGGAAUAGGGUGCCAUUUGGGACGCAGGAGUAGAGGGGUGGGUAUCUGUAUCUGCAAGGACGGGGUGAGAAUUACAGGGAGGAGGUGAGAUUACAUUUGCUAUAAAAAAGAAGGGAAUACCAAAUGAGAGAGAGAGAGCGGGAGAGAGAGAGAGAGAGAGGGAGAAGCAACCUAGUCCACACUCUGAAUCAGAGGAAGCCAAGAUGAAGUUUGUCAGCCUGAUUGUGAUGAUGUCACUACUUGGGACAAAAAUGGCUUUGACAUUCCACAGAAGUACCGGUGGCGAUGAUGCUCCAGUGUAUCUCCAGGAUGAGACUGCAGUGUGUGACAUGCCCAAAGCCUGUGACCUGAAGAAUUAUGAAGACUGGUACAGGCUGGGCUCCUACUGCAUCAAGUACUUCAAGGCUGCCCUCAACUUCACCGAAGCGGAGACACAGUGCAGGUCUGCUGCCCCCGGUGGCCACCUGGUGUCGGUGCAUAACAGUCAAGCCAACGCCAACCUGCUUUGCGUGGUGAUGAAGAACAACGCCAAAAGCCCUCGCAUCUGGCUGGGAGGCUUCGAACUCUUCAAGUCUGGUAAGUUUGUGUGGACUGACGGCUCCAGCUGGAACUUUGAAGCGUGGACCCCUGGGGAGCCCAUCUCCCGCUGGACGAGCCGCGAGGACUGUGUGGAGAUGAACUGGAGCAAAAUUGGGAAAUGGAACGACCACACGUGUUUCACCAAGAAGAGCUACGUGUGCUCCUUCAAGAACAGAGUUUGAGGACAAAUAUCCACGCUCACAUACUUAGUAUGAAGCAGCAAUGUAUUGGGCAUGCUUUCUCCAGUGGUGUGUUGGUAUAGACUGUGUGUCUGUCUGUGUAACACCAACCCAGUCCCCUUGCUCCUCUCUCUUGGGUUGUGACCGAAAUGACACCCUGUUCCCUAUAGAGUGCACUACUUUUGACCAUAGCCCCACGGGCCCCCUGGUCAAAGUAGUGCACUAUAAAGUCAUUUUGGACUCAUCCUGCUCCUUUCCCCAACCCACAGAUCUCCCACGGUGAAACCAAACCACAUAGAGAGGUGCCUGCUUUUAGCAAACUGAAAAAUGCAUUAAGAUAUAUAUAUAAAUAAAGAGUGUUAA
This is a messenger RNA of Oncorhynchus keta (chum salmon), 1197 nucleotides long. Its product is annotated as lectin-like. The record is from RefSeq and is a predicted model, not a curated record. The transcript has 6 exons. Gene Ontology annotation, molecular function: signaling receptor activity. Bases 280 to 837 code for a protein of 185 amino acids. NCBI's taxonomy places the organism in Eukaryota, Metazoa, Chordata, Actinopteri, Salmoniformes, Salmonidae.